CUUUUGUCGCCCCCAAGCCACUCAUUUUCCAUUUCCACUGCAGCGUGGCCCGAGGCUGUGUGAGAAAAAAGCUGCAGUCACAUUAUAGGGGACGGCGAUGCGCAGGCGAGUAUGAAGCGUCUGCUAUUUAUAGGUUCCUUAUCGUCGAAACAAACAGCGCACAACUGUGGAGCCUCUCAACCAGAUCCGUGUACAGAAGAGGAAGCUUACUUUCAUUUUCUCGAGAGGCGAGGGAAGUGAUUUCAAGUGAAGUGGAAGGGCCACUUCUCUCUGCUGGCGAGAAAAAGUUGAUCCAGGGAGGGCUGAUGGAGUUUUCUGAGCACAUCAAGACGGCCAACGUGGAGGAUGUUGUGCUCCGGCAGCCGCUGCAGCCGCCCAGCAGAGGCACGCUGUGCAUCACCGGCCACCACCUGCUCUUCUCCGACCGGGGGGAGGGCGGCUCUCGACAGGUCUUGCUGCUACUCAGGAACAUAGAUGCCAUUGAGAAAAGUGUGGAAAAUCUUUUGGGCUAUUCCGGGUUCUUCUCUAAUGCAGGCCACGGUGAAAGGAUCUCUGGAUCAUCAGGGACAGUUACAAUCAAGUGCAAAGAUCUGCGUGUGCUCCAGCUUGACAUCCCAGGAAUGGAACAGUGUCUCAACAUUGCACACUCUAUUGAGACCCUGUCCUGUCUGGACAAUGUGUCGGAGAUGUACCCCUUCUUUUACAGACCUACUGACUUCAGCCUGCAGGACGGAUGGGGCCUCUCAACCCCUGAAGAGUACUACAGUCAAGCCAAAGCCCUUCAGAAGAAGUGGAGGCUUAGCAGCGUGAACAGAGACUACUCGGUGUGCCCUUCCUACCCUCCAGCAGUCAUCGUCCCUCACGCUGUAGAUGAUGACACGUUGAAGAAGGCGGCCAAAUUCAGGCAAGGUGGACGCUUCCCCGUCUUGUGCUACUACCACAGGAAGAACGGCAUGGUGAUCAUGCGCAGCAGUCAGCCGUUGACGGGAGCCAACAGGAAGCGCUGCAAGGAGGACGAGCUCCUCCUCCAGGCUGUGAUCGACGGGUCCGACAAAGGGUACAUCAUUGACACCCGUUCAAGUCAGCAGGUUCAGCAGGCCCGGAUGACGGGUGGAGGGUUUGAGUCCAAAUCGUUCUACAACCACUGGAAGAGGCUGCACAGACAGAUGGAAAGGGGAAAAGCUCUCCAGGAAAGUCUGAUCAAACUGGUGGAAGCCUGCGGGGAUGAGUCCAACAACAUGGACCGGUGGCUCAGUAAGCUGGAGAACUCAAAGUGGCUGUCUCACGUCCAGACUGCUCUGUCCACCGCGGGCCUGCUGGCGGAGUGUGUGGAGAGGGACGGUCAUUCAGCUCUGGUUCACGGCUUUGAUGGGACAGAUUGUUCAUUGCUCAUCAGCACUUUGGCACAGCUAAUCAUGGAUCCAUGCUGCCGCACACUGGAGGGCUUCCUGGCUCUGCUGGAGAGAGAGUGGCUACAGGCGGGACACCCGUUCCAGCAGCGGUGUGCCCACUCCGCCUGUUCCCACGCUCGCCUCCAGCAGGAAUCUCCCGUCUUCCUGCUGCUGCUGGACUGCGUGUGGCAGCUGUGGCGGCAGUUCCCCCUGGCACUGGGCUUUUCUGAGGCGCUGCUCCUGAGACUCGCCGCCGACGUCUACGCCUCUGAAUAUGGCACCUUUCUGUGUAACAAUGAUAAAGAAAGGUGUGCCCUGGGAGUUAAGGACAAGACUCACUGCUUGUUACAGGCAUUGCUGAAACCCACAGUGAAAGAUUUCUACUUAAACCCUCUGUAUGAACCCACAGAGCUGGCAAUCUGGCCCUCGGUUCACCCCCAGUCCCUGCAGCUGUGGAGAGGCUUUUUCCUGAGGUGGACCCAGCAAGCCCGUCACCUUGAGGAAGUGCAGGAGGAAAUAAGGAACAUGAUCAUAGAGUGGGAGAAGUUGGCCCUCAGAUGAUGCCCCAAUAAAAGUAAAGAUUGGUUUCCACAAACAUGUUACAAACGCUUCCACUUGUCAAUGCAGCUAUUAUAUUUUAAUGUACAGUAUUUCUUCCUCUCUAAUAAAGAUGUAUAAUAAGAACACUG
Messenger RNA from Cololabis saira (Pacific saury), 2080 nucleotides. RefSeq lists its product as uncharacterized. NCBI's taxonomy places the organism in Eukaryota, Metazoa, Chordata, Actinopteri, Beloniformes, Belonidae. The transcript has 11 exons. Bases 306 to 1952 code for a protein of 548 amino acids. Gene Ontology annotation, biological process: negative regulation of autophagy. The record is from RefSeq and is a predicted model, not a curated record.